This is a messenger RNA of Schizophyllum commune H4-8, 2016 nucleotides long. Its product is annotated as glycoside hydrolase family 15 and carbohydrate-binding module family 20. NCBI's taxonomy places the organism in Eukaryota, Fungi, Basidiomycota, Agaricomycetes, Agaricales, Schizophyllaceae. The coding region runs from base 54 to 1877 and encodes 607 amino acids. The transcript has 8 exons. Gene Ontology annotation, cellular component: fungal-type vacuole. The record is from RefSeq and is a predicted model, not a curated record. Gene Ontology annotation, molecular function: starch binding; glucan 1,4-alpha-glucosidase activity. Gene Ontology annotation, biological process: polysaccharide catabolic process.
CUUCCGACCCCAUGGCAACUCUGGGCGAUGGUGUGCCACAAUUCGUGAAUAACAUGUCAGCGGCGAUUUGGGAGUAUAAAGAGCGACUGGUUUUAGAGUGGUGCGGCAACAGCACCUCCCUGUCGAACACCCAAGGUCUUGGUGCUAUGGGUCUCGCUUCCACUGUCUCGCUCGCCCUCCUCGGCCUCUGCUCGCUCGCCCGUGCUCAGACGAGCGCGGCGGACGCGUAUGUUUCGGCGGAGUCGCCUAUUGCGCAGGCGGGCAUCUUGGCCAACAUCGGCCCCAGCGGCUCGAAGUCUCACGGUGCUGCCUCCGGUGUCAUCAUCGCAUCCCCCUCGACGUCGAACCCGGAUUACCUGUACACCUGGACGCGCGACGCUGCUCUCGUUUCUCGCGCUCUCGUCGAUGAGUUCAUCGAGGGCGAGUCGAGCCUGCAGUCGGUCAUCGACUCGUAUGUCAGCUCGCAGCAGAAGCUGCAGCGCGUCGACAACCCCUCUGGCUCGUACACCAGCGGCGGCCUCGGCGAGCCCAAGUUCAACAUCGACCUGACUGCCUUCACUGGCGCUUGGGGACGCCCUCAGCGCGAUGGCCCGGCUCUGCGUGCUAUCACCCUCAUCACCUACGGGAAUCAUCUGCUUAGCUCCGGCAACACCUCAUACGUCACGGACACUAUCUGGCCAGUCGUGAAGGCUGACCUGGACUACGUCGUCUCGUACUGGAACCAGACUGGCUUCGACCUCUGGGAAGAGGUCAGCUCCUCGUCGUUCUUCACGACUGCCGAGCAGCACACCGCCCUCCGCCUCGGUGCCACCUUCGCCACCGCCGUCGGCGCCUCCGCGUCCACCUACUUGACGCAGGCCGACAACGUGCUCUGCUUCCUGCAGUCGUACUGGAACAGCAACGGCGGCUAUGCGACGGCCAACACCGGCGGCGGCCGCUCUGGCAUCGACGCCAACACGGUCCUCACUAGCAUUCACACCUUCGACAUCGAAGCCGGCUGCGACUCGGUCACCUUCCAGCCCUGCUCUGACCGCGCGCUGUCUAAUCUGAAGGUUUACGUCGACUCGUUCCGCGGGCUUUACUCCAUCAACCCCACCGGUGCCACCGACCCUAUCCUCACCGGCCGCUACAAGGAGGACGUGUACUACAAUGGAAAUCCUUGGUACCUCACCACCUUCGCCGUCGCCGAGCAGCUCUACGACGCGCUCAAUACCUGGGACAAGCUCGGCUCGCUCGACGUCACCAGCACCUCCCUCGCCUUCUUCAAGCAGUUCGACUCCUCCAUCACCGCCGGCACCUACGCGUCCUCCACCUCCGAGUAUGCCACCCUCACCUCUGCGAUCCGCAACUGGGCCGACGGCUUCCUCGAGGUUCUCGCCGACUUCACGCCUGCGGACGGCGGCCUGACGGAGCAGAUCGACAAGUCGAGUGGGAAUCCCACUUCGGCAGCGGACCUCACCUGGAGCUACGCGUCCGCCAUCACCGCGUUCAAGGCCCGCGGCGGGGCGAUUCCGGCAAGCUGGGGCGCGGCGGGCCUCACUGUGCCCGCGACGUGCAGCACGGGCGGGGGCGGGGGCAGCGGCGGUGACACGGUCGCUGUCACGCUCAACGUCCAGGCUACCACUGUCUACGGCGAGAACAUCUACGUGACCGGCAGCGUCAACCAGCUCGCCAACUGGUCCCCGGAUAACGCCAUCGCGCUCAAUGCUGACAACUACCCGACCUGGAGUGUGACCGUCAACCUGCCCGCCAACACCCAGAUCGAGUACAAGUACAUCCGCAAGAACAACGGGCAGGUUACGUGGGAGUCCGACCCCAACAGGAGCAUCACUACCUCCGCGUCGGGCUCCUUCACUCAGAAUGACACCUGGCGCUAAUUGGCGGCAGGCCUUGUGGGGCGAAAAUGACUGCCAUACAUGGACAGCGGCACGUCAGUGAUUUGAAGUGUAAAGUAUGUACUGUAACUACUUCUCGGGUUCUGUACUGUACACAAUGGGAUUCCUUGCAUUUGCAACA